Messenger RNA from Rattus rattus (black rat), 1108 nucleotides. It is a transcript of the gene Lamtor4, whose product is annotated as late endosomal/lysosomal adaptor, MAPK and MTOR activator 4. Gene Ontology annotation, molecular function: guanyl-nucleotide exchange factor activity. The coding region runs from base 572 to 871 and encodes 99 amino acids. The transcript has 5 exons. The record is from RefSeq and is a predicted model, not a curated record. NCBI's taxonomy places the organism in Eukaryota, Metazoa, Chordata, Mammalia, Rodentia, Muridae. Gene Ontology annotation, biological process: positive regulation of TOR signaling; cellular response to amino acid stimulus. Gene Ontology annotation, cellular component: lysosome; Ragulator complex.
GUGUCCACAGAGGCCAGAAGAGAGAGGACAUCAGAUCCCCUAGAGCUGAAGCUUGUGAGCGGCCUGACCCCGUCUCUGGGAACCAACCCAGGUCCUCUGGAAUGUCAGCACAGGAUGCUAACCACCACGCAAUCCAGCUAGACCUCCAUUUCCUUCUCGAUCACUGAAUACCAAUGGUUCCUGAAUAGUUAAUUGCAAUCCAAAAGCAUAAAGGUUGAACCGUGACACCUAACGGGGAAUGCUCUUUACAACACUAGACUGCAUUACUUUCUCCUUGGAAGCCUAGGCGCACGCGCACGUUCCUGCGGAGGUGGAAGGGUGUCCCGCCCCUCGCUCAAUAACUCUUCAGAUAAUCUCGCAGGCGAAUCCUGAGUGGCGAGGAAAUGCAACCAAUCCACGAAUGUGUCCGGAAAGCGGCGCUCCGCAGUGGUUGAUAAAGUCUGAUGACGUACGCACCAUCCAAUGCGCAAGCGAAGGGCUGGGCUAGAGUCAGCUGGUGAACCACCUGACCGGAGCCUGGAGCCGGAAGCUACCUAUCCCGUAGACUGCUCCCCCUGCACCUACGGCUGCCAUGACUUCCGCACUGACCCAAGGGCUGGAACGAAUCCCAGACCAGCUUGGCUACCUGGUGCUGAGCGAAGGUGCAGUGCUAGCGUCAUCUGGGGAUCUUGAGAACGAUGAGCAGGCAGCCAGCGCCAUCUCAGAGCUGGUCAGCACAGCCUGUGGCUUCCGGCUGCACCAUGGCACGAACAUCCCUUUCAAGCGCCUGUCUGUGGUCUUUGGUGAACACACGCUGCUGGUGACUGUGUCAGGACAGAGGGUGUUUGUGGUCAAGAGGCAGAACCGAGGUCGGGAGCCUAUUGAUGUCUGAGCUAUAAAAGGCACUGGCUGGAGAAGAGGACUGCCUCUGGGGCCUAUGGCGGGGGGACAUCAUCUUCUACUGUGCUUGUUGGAGCUGGGCUUGUGCUCACCACCUCCUUCCUGACACCCACCUGAGGCACAAAGGCUUGGCAACCUGUGUGCUAAGGAAAAAGGGAAACUAUGACUAGGGGGAUCCCCUUUCUUCCCUUCUGCGUAAUAAACUCUAGUCCAACCCUUCCAGGGCUCA